Molecule: messenger RNA, 2533 nt
Organism: Suricata suricatta (meerkat)
Lineage: Eukaryota; Metazoa; Chordata; Mammalia; Carnivora; Herpestidae
Gene: LRRFIP1
Product: LRR binding FLII interacting protein 1
Exons: 23
Biological process (GO): regulation of transcription by RNA polymerase II
Molecular function (GO): RNA polymerase II cis-regulatory region sequence-specific DNA binding; DNA-binding transcription factor activity, RNA polymerase II-specific
Source: RefSeq, a predicted model, not a curated record
AGGCGGACACAAUCCCUCCGUCAUCAGGCCGAAAUUAAUCAUCUACUGGGAGUGUGUGGAGGAUCCAAGGCGGAGGCGAGGCUGGCGGCGAAGCGCGCGGCCCGCGCCGAGGCCCGAGAGAUCCGGAUGAAGGAGCUGGAGCGGCAGCAGAAGGAGAUCUAUCAGGUUCAAAAGAAAUAUUAUGGGCUGGAUACAAAAUGGGGCGACAUCGAGCAGUGGAUGGAAGACAGUGAGCGUUAUUCACGUAGAUCCAGAAGAAACACAUCGGUCUCUGAUGAAGACGAGCGCAUGUCGGUGGGCAGCCGCGGAAGUCUGAGGCCGCAGCCCGACCUGGAGUGGGGGGGUGCUUACGCCUGGACAAACGGUUAUGAAGGAGACUUAUGUGGAUCUCAGUCCCUGAACAGAAGAUCCAGCAGGCUCUCUUGUCUGUACAGCGCUGCCCGGCCCGCCACCAGCUACCCGGCGUCCGUAUUUGAUGACAGCGGUACCGGCGGGGCCCGGCGGGGUAGUGCCUGCGGUUCCUGUGCUCCUUCGGAGCGCAGCGGCCACCUCAACGCCGGCUCCCGGGCCUCCUCCAGAGCCAGCUCAGCGCGGGCCAGCCCAGUGGUUGAAGAGAGACCAGAAAAGGAUUUUACCGAGAAGGGCUCUCGCAGCCUGCCUGGCCUGUCCGCCGCCACGCUGGCUUCCCUGGGCGGGACUUCCUCCCGGAGGGGCAGCGGGGACACCUCCAUCUCCAUGGACACCGAGGCAUCCAUCAGGGAGAUCAAGGAGCUGAGUGAGUUGAAGGACCAGAUUCAGGACAUAGAAGGCAGAUACACGCAGGGGCUGAGAGAGAUGAAGGUACCAGGGUACGGGGUGUGGCUCGCGGUGCUAACCAGCCUAACCCCUGGGGGGCCCGCGGCCUUCACCCUGCGUGCCUGCUCCCGGGAGCCCCCAGAGCACACGUUCAAAGCCGCAGGGCCGCCGGCGUGGGCUUGCGCCGCGGGCCUUUUGAGCGUCCUCAGAAGUGCAGCGUUUGAGCCAAGACCCAGACACGAUAACCCUCAGAGCUGCAGGUGCCGUGGUCCCGAAGAUCCCCAGAAAGUACCCCCAGAAGACCCUGAGUUUAGUGUCCUAAGGGCGUUAGAGAGGCAGAAAGAGUUCUUUGAUUCCAUAAGGAGUGACCGAGAUGACCUUAGAGAAGAAGUAGUCAUGCUGAAAGAGGAACUGAAGAAACACGGAAUAGUCCUCAAUUCAGAGAUCACGACCAACGGAGAGACCGCCGACACCCUAAACAACGUCGGACACCAAGGUCCUACCAAGUUAACGAAAGAAGAGGUAAACGCCCUCAAGGCGGUGGGCGACGGGCCGCUAGAUAUUAGGUUGAAAAGGCUUCUUGACGAACGGGAAUGCUUAUUGGAACAGAUUAAGAAACUCAAAGGGCAGCUGGAAGAGAGACAGAAGAACGGAAAGUUAGACCACCUGCGUCCUGGAGACGACAUCUUAGAAAACGGGACAGACGUGCAUGUAAUGGACCUACAAAGGGAUGCCAACAGGCAGAUCAGCGACCUCAAAUUUAAACUUGCAAAGUCUGAGCAAGAGAUAACCGCAUUAGAACAAAAUGUAAUAAGGUUAGAGAGUCAAGUAUCACGUUAUAAAUCGGCAGCUGAAAAUGCCGAAAAGAUAGAAGAUGAACUUAAGGCUGAAAAACGGAAACUCCAAAGAGAGCUGCGCUGCGCAUUGGACAAAACAGAGGAGCUUGAGGUGAGCAACGGCCACUUAGUCAAGCGUCUGGAGAAAAUGAAAGCGAACCGGAGCGCGCUGCUGUCCCAGCAGUGAGCCCCAGCCUCGCUCCAGCCGGCCGGCGGACGGAGAGCACGGUUUCGGGGGCUUGCCUCCGCUGCCGGCCGGGAUUGCUGCUUCGUCCCCCUGCUUCUGAGCGACCGUCCGCGGGGCACGGGGCUCCGGUCACCCCGGAGCCCCUGCAGCCACCCGGCGCCUCGUCUGCAGACCCGCCCCGGCCGGGGCCGCCGCUCCGAAUCUGCGGGUCACUUUAACAAGCACAGCAGCCUCGCGCCGCCCUUGGCCAUGGCAAUCGAAGUAAAGGUUCAAAUGGGACUUGAGUUUUCUUUUCCUGUGUCUUGCUGAAAAUUGAGGGGAAAUGUUACAGUGUUGGGACUGCCGUUGGGGGCACGACCUACAAAUGUGAGCGACUUCAGUAGUAUCUCUUAGUCUACGCUUUUCAUACGCAAAACACUGUGGAACCACAAGCCGUUACCAAGUGAAACUCUCUCACUCGAAGCAAGGGGUCUGGAAGCAAAAAGUGACCUUAAGAAGACUCUUUCCAGGCAACAAAUGAAGCUUUUCUAAGGGAUUUUUGCCUCAGUUCAAUCACAAGAAUACUUUUUUCCAGGGUAAUUAGGCAAUAGCUCCACUGAAAAAUGACAGCUUUUCAUUUGCAUCGUUUAAUCCUUAUAUUUGGACUUGAAGUUUUAACUUCUUUUACAGAAUGUACUGUUAGAAAAAUUAAACAAUGAAAUGUUGAAAGACUUUA